This is a messenger RNA of Haliaeetus leucocephalus (bald eagle), 440 nucleotides long. RefSeq names its product family with sequence similarity 195, member A (gene MCRIP2). The record is from RefSeq and is a predicted model, not a curated record. The coding region runs from base 1 to 426 and encodes 141 amino acids. Lineage: Eukaryota; Metazoa; Chordata; Aves; Accipitriformes; Accipitridae. The transcript is spliced from 5 exons.
AUGGGAAUCUUGCAUGAUACCACUACACCAGCGGCGCCGCUGGGUCACCGCGAUGGCCGGGACGCGGCCACCCACCCUGGCUUCCUGCGCUGCGGGGUGGCCCGCGGCUCCCGGGUGGUCGUGGGCCCAGCCCAGAAACUCGUCUUCAACAGAGUGAACGGCAAGAGGCCGCAGGUGCUGCCGCAGCAGGUCUCGGCCCCUGAGGAGUGCUACACGCUGGCACAUGAGGAGAACGUCCGCUUCAUCUAUGAAGCCUGGCAGCAGGUAGAGCAGCAGUUGGAUGGCAGCCGGAGCGGGGAGAGCGCCUGCGGCCCCGUGCAGUACAUAGAGAAAACCCCCAACCCCGGACUGAAAAACUUUGUUCCCAUUGACCUGGAGGAGUGGUGGGCACAGCAAUUUCUGGCCAAAAUUGAAAACUGCUCAUAAAAGGGAAGAAAGGU